Triplophysa rosa is the source of this 10544-nucleotide messenger RNA. RefSeq names its product talin 2b (gene tln2b). Lineage: Eukaryota; Metazoa; Chordata; Actinopteri; Cypriniformes; Nemacheilidae. The coding region runs from base 119 to 7840 and encodes 2573 amino acids. The transcript has 57 exons. The record is from RefSeq and is a predicted model, not a curated record. Gene Ontology annotation, biological process: cell-cell adhesion. Gene Ontology annotation, cellular component: plasma membrane; cytoskeleton; focal adhesion. Gene Ontology annotation, molecular function: actin filament binding; integrin binding; structural constituent of cytoskeleton.
CGCGUAUCCUCCCUUUCCACAAUGUUGGAUGGAUGGAAGGAAAUGAUAUUGCCUAUUCACAUAGCCUACAUAGUGUCAACGCAAGCUGUUUGCAAAUGACUUAGAUGCUCUGUAGCCCAUGCGAGGGGUCGUUUCAGAAGGGCGAAAUCUGACGCCGCCAUAUUUUGAUGGUGUGGUAGUGGCCGCUCCCAUUUUAGCAGCAGUCAAGAUGGUGGCGCUGUCGCUGAAGAUUUGUGUGCGGCAGUGCAAUGUGGUCAAGACCAUGCAGUUUGAGCCCUCCACUCCAAUUUACGACGCAUGUCGGAUUAUCAGAGAGAGAGUUCCAGAAGCCCAAACCGGACAAGCAUCAGAUUAUGGGCUGUUCCUGUCCGAUGAUGACCCUAGAAAAGGAAUCUGGUUGGAAUCCGGACGCACCCUCGAUUACUACAUGCUGCGGAAUGGGGAUGUCUUGGAGUACAAGAAGAAACAAAGACCUCAAAAGAUCAAAAUGCUGGAUGGGGCCAUUAAAACCAUCAUGGUUGAUGACUCCAAGACCGUAGGCGAGCUGUUGGUCACCAUUUGCAGUAGGAUAGGAAUAACUAACUAUGAGGAGUACUCGCUGAUCCAGGAGCAGGUGGAGGAGAAGAGAGAGGAUGGGACGGGGACGCUGAAGAAAGACCGAACUCUCCUCAGAGACGAGAGGAAGAUGGAGAAGCUAAAAGCCAAACUUCACACAGAUGAUGACUUAAAUUGGCUGGAUCAUAGUCGGACGUUUCGUGAGCAGGGCGUAGAGGAGAGCGAGAUACUACUUCUCAGAAGGAAGUUCUUCUACUCCGACCAGAACGUGGACUCACGUGACCCCGUUCAGCUCAACCUCCUCUACGUGCAGGCGAGAGAUGACAUUCUCAACGGUUCCCACCCGGUGUCCUUUGACAAGGCCUGCGAGUUUGCUGGAAUUCAGGCACAGAUCCAGUUCGGUCCCCACGUGGAGCACAAACACAAGCAGGGAUUUCUAGACCUGAAGGAGUUCCUACCAAAAGAAUAUAUCAAACAGAGAGGGGCCGAGAAGAGAGUUUUUCAGGAGCACAAAAGCUGCGGUGAGAUGAUGGAGAUUGAGGCGAAGGUGAAAUACGUAAAGCUUGCCCGCUCCCUGCGCACAUACGGGGUGUCGUUCUUCCUGGUGAAGGAGAAGAUGAAAAGCAAGAAUAAGUUGGUCCCGCGUCUUUUGGGCAUUACCAAAGAGUCAGUGAUGCGUGUGGAGGAGAAGACCAAAGAGGUGGUGCAGGAGUGGCCUCUCACCACAGUGAAGAGGUGGGCAGCGUCCCCCAAGAGCUUUACACUGGACUUCGGUGAGUACCAGGAAAGCUAUUACUCUGUUCAAACCACAGAGGGGGAACAGAUCUCUCAGCUCAUCGCUGGAUACAUCGACAUCAUCCUUAAGAAAAAACAGAGUAAAGAUCGGUUUGGUUUGGACGGUGAUGAGGAAGCCACUAUGCUGGAGGAAUCCGUAUCCCCAAAAAAGUCCACCAUCCUCCAGCAGCAGUUUAACCGGGUCGGUCGGGUCGAGCACGGGUCCGUGGCUCUGCCCGGCAUUAUGCGAUCAGGGUCAAUUGGAGGCCCCGACACAUUUAACAUGGGCAGCAUGCCCUCGGCUCAGCAACAGAUCACCACGGGACAGAUGCACAGAGGACACAUGCCCCCUCUGAGUCUGGCCCAGCAAGCGCUAAUGGGAACCAUCAACACCAGUAUGCAGGCUGUCCAGCAGGCACAAGCUGACCUGGGAGAGGUUGAUAAUCUGCCACCACUUGGACAGGACAUGGCAUCUAGAGUGUGGGUCCAGAACAAGGUGGAUGAAUCCAAACAUGAGAUCCACUCCCAGGUGGACGCCAUAACAGCCGGUACAGCGUCUGUGGUCAACCUCACUGCCGGUGACCCCACGUACACAGACUACACCGCCGUGGGCUGCGCCAUCACCACCAUUUCAUCCAACCUGACCGAGAUGUCCAAAGGAGUGAAGCUCCUGGCAGCCCUCAUGGAUGAUGAGGUGGGCAGCGGUCAGAACCUCAUGGGAGCCGCCCGGACCCUUACAGGAGCCGUGUCUGAUUUGUUAAGAGCAGUGGAACCAGCUUCUGGAGAGCCCAGACAGACGGUGUUGACUGCGGCGGGCAGCAUCGGCCAGGCCAGCGGAGACCUCCUGAAACAGAUAGGAGAAGGUGAAACGGAUGAAAGAUUUCAGGACAUUAUGAUGAACCUGGCCAAAGCCGUAGCUAAUGCCGCUGCCAUGCUGGUGCUGAAGGCCAAGAACGUGGCACAGGUGGCCGAGGACACUGCGCUCCAGAACCGGGUCAUCACCGCCGCCACGCAGUGCGCGCUGUCCACGUCACAGCUGGUGGCCUGCACGAAGGUGGUGAGCCCUACCAUCUCCUCCCCGGUCUGUCAGGAGCAGCUGGUGGAGGCCGGGCGUCUGGUGGAGCGUUCGGUGGAGGGGUGUGUAAAAGCAUGCCACGCUGCCUCUGAGGAAGGCGAGCUGCUCCGACAGGUGAACAUGGCGGCUGGCGCUGUCAGCCAGGCCCUCAGCGACCUUCUCCAGCACGUGCGGCACUACGCCAGUUGUGGGGAACCGAUCGGACGCUACGACCAGGCCACUGACACCAUCAUGACAGUAACGGAGAGUAUUUUCACAUCGAUGGGGGAUGCAGGUGAGAUGGUACGGCAGGCGAGGGUUCUAGCCCAGGCCACCUCUGACCUGGUGAAUGCGAUGCGCUCCGAUGCCGAAGCUGAAAUCGAUGUGGAUAAUUCUAAGAAACUUCUGGCGGCUGCCAAGCUGUUGGCCGAUGCCACUGCCAGAAUGGUGGAGGCUGCAAAGGGAGCCGCCGCAUACCCGGAGAAUGAAGACCAGCAGCAGAGGUUGCGCGAGGCUGCUGAAGGGCUGCGAGUCGCCACCAACGCAGCUGCUCAGAACGCCAUCAAAAAGAAGCUCAUUCACCGGCUGGAGAAUGCAGCGAAGCAGGCGGCGGCGGCAGCGACGCAGACCAUCGCGGCAGCUCAGAAUGCGGCUGCGUCCAAUAAGAACCCAAUGUCACAUCAGCAGCUAGUGUUCAGUUGCAAGGCCGUAGCAGAUCAUAUUCCCCACCUGGUCCAGGGAAUGAGGGGCAGUCAGGCCCACCCGGAAGACCUCGGUGCUCAGCUGGCACUUAUCAUCGCUAGCCAGAGUUUUCUACAGCCCGGUAGUAAAAUGGUGACGUCGGCUAAAUCGGCCGUUCCAACGGUAGCCGACCAGGCAGCUGCGAUGCAACUCGGUCAGUGUGCCAAGAACCUUGCCACGUGCCUGGCAGAACUGCGGACAGCGGCGCAGAAGGCUCAUGAAGCGUGUGGUCCUUUAGAAAUCGACUCGGCGCUCAACGCCGUUCAGUCUCUUAAGAGCGAACUACAGGAUGCUAAAAUGGCUGCACUAGACGGGCAACUCAAACCAUUGCCUGGGGAAUCGCUAGAAAAGUGUGCCCAGGAUCUCGGGAGUAUGUCCAAGGCUGUGGGCUCUUCCAUGGCGCAACUCCUAACCUGUGCCGCCCAGGGCAAUGAGCAUUAUACAGGUGUAGCCGCGAGGGAAACCGCUCAGGCCCUGAGGUCGCUGGCCCAGGCGGCGAGAGGAGUGGCCGCAAGCAGUGUGGAGCUCCAGGCCGCCGCCGGCAUGCUGGACUCGGCCUGUCACGUGAUGGAGGGCUCAGCCAUGCUAAUCCACGAAGCCCACCAAGCCCUGGUGUGCCCUGGAGAUGCCGAGAGCCAGCAGAGACUAGCGCAGGUGGCGAAGGCCGUGUCUCACUCCCUCAAUAACUGCGUGAACUGCUUACCUGGACAGAAAGAUGUGGACAUGGCCCUCAGGAGCAUCGGAGAGGCCAGCAAGAAACUCCUGGUGGAAAAUCUUCCUCCUUGCUCCAAAUCCUUCCAAGAGGCGCAGACGGAUCUGAAUCACACGGCGGCCGAGUUGAACCACUCUGCUGGAGAUGUGGUGCAGUCAACCCGAGGAACCAGCAGUCAGCUGGCUGUGGCCUCCGGAAAGUUCAGCCAAGACUUUGAUGAGUUUCUAGAUGCUGGCAUUGAGAUGGCCGGACACACUCAGUCUAAAGACGACCAGAUCCAUGUAAUUGGCAACCUGAAGAACAUCUCUAUGGCAUCCAGCAAACUGCUGUUGGCUGCCAAGUCCCUCUCUGUAGAUCCAGGAGCCGCAAAUGCCAAGAAUCUCCUCGCAGCUGCAGCACGAGCAGUGACAGAGAGCAUUAAUCAGCUCAUCACACUGUGUACCCAGCAGGCACCAGGACAAAAAGAGUGUGACAAUGCUCUCAGAGAACUAGAGGCUGUUCGAGGAAUGCUGGACAAUCCCAAUGAGCCAGUCAGCGAUCUCUCCUACUUCGACUGCAUUGAAAGUGUUAUGGAGAAUUCCAAGGUUCUCGGAGAAGCUAUGGCUGGAAUCUCGCAGCAUUGCAAGACUGGAAACGUGCCAGCGUUCGGGGAUUGUGUGGGCGUGGCUUCAAAAGCACUGUGUGGGUUGACUGAGGCUGCGGGACAGGCCUCCUAUUUGGUUGGCGUGUCAGACCCCAAUAGCCAGUCCGGCCAUCAGGGAUUGGUCGAUCCCAUCCAGUUUGCUAGAGCCAAUCAGGCGAUUCAGAUGGCCUGCCAGAACCUGGUUGACCCAGCCAGCAGCCCCUCACAGGUUCUGUCAGCAGCUACCAUUGUUGCGAAACACACCUCGGCACUUUGCAACGCCUGCCGUCUAGCAUCUUCCAAAACAGCCAAUCCGGUGGCUAGAAGACAUUUUGUGCAGUCAGCCAAAGAGGUUGCCAAUACCACAGCUAACCUUGUCAAAACUAUAAAGGCUUUAGAUGGAGAUUUCUCCGAUGAGAACCGUGAAAGGUGCCGAGUGGCCACGACCCCGCUGAUUGAAGCCGUGGAUAAUCUCUCCACCUUUGCCUCCAACCCGGAGUUUGCAAGCAUUCCUGCACAGAUAAGCCAUGAGGGUUCAGCCGCGCAGGAGCCGAUCCUACGUUCUGCUCGUUCAAUGCUGGACAGCUCCACCCACCUGUUAGAGACCGCCCGCUCCCUCAUCAUCAACCCCAAAGACCCCCCCACAUGGUCCAUCCUGGCAGGCCACUCCCGCACUGUCUCAGACUCCAUCAAGGGCCUCAUCACGUCCAUCAGGGACAAGGCCCCUGGGCAACGAGAAUGUGACCAGUCCAUCGACUGCAUCAACAAGAGCAUCAGGGACAUUGAGCAGGUGUCCCUCGCUGCCGUAGGUCAAAGUCUGCCCCGCAGAGACGACAUCUCACUGGAGGCUUUGCAGGAGCAGCUGACCUCUGCUGUGCAGGAGAUCGGUCACCUCAUUGACCCUAUCUUUACUGCGGCACGAGGAGAAGCCGCUCAACUCGGACACAAGGUGACUCAGUUGGCGAGCUACUUCGAGCCGGUUAUCGUGGCAUCGGUGGGCCUGGCGUCUAAACAUGCUGACCACCAGCAACAGAUGAACAUAUUAGAUCAGACCAAAACCCUGUUUGAAUCGGCUCUACAGAUGCUCUAUGCUGCCAAAGAGGGCGGUGGAAAUCCUAAGGCUGCUCACACCCAUGAUGCCGUAGCUGAGGCGGCCCAGCUGAUGAAAGAGGCGGUUGAUGACAUCAUGGUGACUCUGAAUGAGGCAGCGAGUGAGGGGGGGAUGGUGGGCGGCAUGGUGGAAUCCAUCGCUGAGGCCAUCGGACGGAUGGAUGAAGGAACUCCGCCAGAGCCUGACGGCACUUUUGUGGAUUACCAGACCACCAUGGUGAAGUUUUCGAAAGCUAUCGCUAUAACCGCACAGGAAAUGAUGACAAAGUCUGUGACAUGUCCAGAAGAGCUGGGUGGGCUGGCGUCUCAGGUGACUGUGGAUUACAGCCAGCUGGCACAGCAAGGCCGUCUGGCAGCCGCCACCGCCGAGCCGGAGGAGGUGGGAUCCCAGAUCAAGUCCAGGGUUCAGGAGUUGGGUCACAGCUGUAUCUACCUGGUGCAGAAAGCUGGAGCUCUUCAGAUCAGCCCGACAGACAGCUUCACCAAGAGAGAGCUGAUCGAAUGCGCCCGCGGCGUCACUGAAAAGGUGUCCAUGGUGUUAUCAGCCCUGCAGGCCGGUAAUAAAGGAACUCAGGCCUGCAUAACUGCAGCCAGUUCUGUUUCCGGCAUCAUCGCAGAUCUGGACACAACCAUCAUGUUUGCUUCAGCUGGCACGCUCAAUGCUGAGAACGAAGAGUCCUUCGCUGACCACAGGGAGAACAUAUUGAAAACUGCAAAAGCUCUGGUUGAGGACACCAAGCUGCUCGUGUCUGGUGCUGCUUCGAGCCAGGACAAACUCGCCCAGGCGGCCCAGUCGUCUGCCAAAACCAUCACGCAGCUCACAGACGUAGUCAAGCUGGGCGCCGCGAGCAUGGGCUCAGAGGACCCGGAAACACAGGUGGUUCUGAUAAACGCAGUCAGAGACGUUGCUAAAGCUUUGGCAGAGCUGAUUAGCGCCACCAAAUGUGCCGCGGGCAAAGCAGCGGACGACCCGUCUAUGUACCAGCUGAAGAGUGCCGCCAAGGUAAUGGUGACGAACGUAACGUCUCUACUAAAGACUGUGAAAGCAGUGGAGGAUGAAGCCACUCGCGGGACGAGAGCAUUGGAAGCCACUAUCGAGUGCAUCAAACAGGAACUUACAGUUUUCCAGUCCAAGGACGUUCCGGAGAAAUCCACCACCCCGGAAGAGUUCAUCCGCAUGACCAAGGGCAUCACCAUAGCCACGGCCAAAGCUGUGGCAGCAGGCAACUCUGCCCAGCAGGAGGAUGUGAUAUCCACUGCCAACCUGAGUCGCAAAGCCCUCACUGACAUGCUCACCACCUGCAAGCAAGCCGCGUUCCACCCAGAAGUAUGCAAGGAUGUGAGGAAUAAAGCUCUUCUGUACGGUAUCGAGUGCACCACCGGAUACAUCGACCUGCUGGAACACGUUCUUCUCGUCCUGCAGAAACCAACAGCCGAACAGAAACAGCAGCUGAUCGCCCUUUCCAAAAAAGUGGCCAGCUCGGUCACAGAGCUCAUUCAGACCGCCGAAGCUAUGAAAGGUUCUGAGUGGGUGGACCCAGAAGACCCUACUGUGAUAGCAGAGACAGAGCUCCUGGGUGCCGCCGCGUCCAUCGAGGCCGCGGCCAAGAAACUAGAGCAGCUGAAGCCCAGAGCCAAACCAAAGCAAGCAGACGAGUCUCUGGACUUCGAGGAGCAGAUCCUGGAAGCGGCCAAGUCGAUCGCCGCGGCAACCAGCGCUCUGGUCAAAUCUGCAUCGGCUGCUCAGAGAGAACUCGUAGCACAGGGCAAGGUGGGCUCUAUCCCCGCCAAUGCAGUAGAUGACGGCCAGUGGUCCCAGGGUUUGAUAUCAGCUGCCCGGAUGGUUGCGGCAGCUACCAGUAACCUGUGUGAGGCUGCAAACGCUUCGGUUCAGGGUCACGCCAGCGAGGAGAAGUUGAUUUCUUCAGCCAAACAGGUGGCGGCCUCCACGGCUCAGCUGCUAGUGGCCUGUAAAGUCAAAGCUGAUCAGGACUCAGAGGCCAUGAGAAGACUGCAGGCUGCUGGGAACGCCGUCAAGCGGGCGUCUGACAACUUGGUGAAGGCGGCGCAGAAAGCAGCUUUCGAUAAAGCCGAAGACAACAGCGUCGUGGUUAAAACGAAAUUUGUGGGAGGAAUCGCUCAGAUUAUAGCGGCGCAGGAGGAGAUGCUCAGAAAAGAGAGAGAGUUAGAGGAAGCUCGCAAGAAACUCGCCCACAUCCGACAGCAGCAGUACAAAUUCCUGCCCAGCGAACUGCGGGAAGACCAGAGCUGAACCCGUCUUCUCCCAUCGGACGCGAUUAUCUGCCUGCUGCUAACGUUGAUUGGCCGUUCCUCACGUAGUGGAACAGUCUUACGUGAUUGGUUGUUUUGAUAGCUUAAGUUAAACGUGAUUGGCUCACGGCAGCAUGGGACUAGCACCACUGACUGGGCGUUUGGCUCACAGACGGCGGGCGUGUUUGUGCGCGAAUGGAUUUUCUCUUCCAUGGGUCUAAUCUGUUACGUUUGUCUCGUUUCGUUUGUCAUGUUUUAAAGUUUGAAGGACUUGUUAGAAGUUUUAUUUGUGGGUGCGUUUACGUUUUAUGUAUCCGUCGUAACUUCUAUACUUUAAUGAUAACUUACCAUAAGGUUCUAUACAAUGUCAUUAAGUCAUGAAUAUGUUUUUUGAAUGCAUCAACCGUCGUGAAAGCUAAAGCAGGCAGGCGGAAACUCUAGAAAAGUUUUGUUGUGGUGUAUGAGGUAUGGCGUCAUUAUAAGCUUUUAAAGAAUGCACUGCGCUUAUACAUAUCUCACACACAUACAGUAUAUUAAUUACGUUUUAGGUCACGUUAGGUUAUAAGUAGUUAUUUUAGGGAAAGAAUGUGCAAGGUGAGCUUUGUCGUAUUUAUUGAUAGAAGAAAUGUUAAAGAGUAGCUUAAAGCUUCUCACCGGUAGCUCUUCGCGUGCGCAGAUCUGUAAGUUAGACUGAUCAAAAUAAGCACGCUGUGAUAUUCAACUGACACUUCAUGCAAACCGUUGCAUCUGCAGAACAAAGGUGUGAAAGAUCUCGGUUACAACCACAGACCUGCAAAGGAACCGUAGCGUUGUCAUUUAGUUUGUUAUACGUUAUCUUCCAAACGUUGGACAACAGAAUGCUUUAUAGUCUGACAUCAGAGAUCGCUGGUAGGAGUGUUUCACAACAUGUUCCACAAUCAUUUGUGUUUCUAAACAUGGUCGGUGGGAAAUGAUUUUUGCCUGAACACAACGACAAUGUUUGGAAUAGCAUACUAUUGUAGCGUUCAUACGAUUUCUGCAUUGUGCGCACGAUAUGCAACUUUUCUGCAUGCAUGAAAAUACCAGAUGACCUUUUACAGUACAGUAUAUUUGCCAAAAACCUGCAGUAUACAACCAGAGCGCAUAGCUGGUAACACAAUAUCCCACAAUGCAGUGCGCUUAUUUUUUCGUUUCCAGUGUGACAAAUGAAUAGGAAGUAAUACCAUUUCUUAAUUUAACGACGUCAUUUCUAUUAUUUCAAUAAUGAUAUUGUCAAUAUUGUCAGUAAACAAUACAAGCGCAUAUACAAAUGAAAAUAGUAGGCAGUAUACAGUAUGCAUUGUGCAGUAUUAAGAAGUGUGCUAGUAUUCAUUUCUGGACAUGGCCAACAUCUCACUGUUCCUACAAGACACCAAAAGACUGGCAUUACAAAAUGUACCACGGUACGACUAUGGUAUUUUGGACUAUUAUGGUAGCACUACAUUGUUACAGUGUGUCUUACAGUGUAAGUGAAUAAAAUGUCAAGAAAGUCAAACUGUCAUAACCAGAAAGCAAUGCUAACACUAAACCAACUGUUAUGAAAGUACCAUAGUUUUACCAUGUUAUACCACACUAACAUCGCGUGUCUUUAUAAUUUGGUUCCUUUCUUAUUAAACUCCUUUCAAAUGGAUCCACUACAGAUCAACUUCAUGUUCGAGGUUGUACUUGCAUGGCUGGGAGACACAAACACACUACAAAAAAGCAUCUCAUCUGUAGCUUUGUAGGAUUAAAUGGCGUCAAUGAUCUUUCAAUGUACACUUACCUGCAAAUAACGCGCCUUUAUUCUGCUUCCCGUGAACUUUGUGUAUGUUUUUGGUCAGAACUUUUCUGCGUUACGUAGAAUAACGUGUGGCACUUAUGAGAGAUGAGCUACACUAUAUCGACUGUUGUGUUAACGCCCGGUUUCUCUUCAAAUCUGGACUGCAUUGUGUCAUAGUGCCUUAUUCUGGUAGCUCGGUGUGUAAAUUGCUGUUUUAUGCUGCUUGUGGACCAGAUUUCGCUCCACGGAUCUGAAGCUUGACUAUGUUAGCGUAACCUCCAAACUGGUCUCAGAUCAGCGCAGGAGUAUAAAACAUUGUCUGUUUUUAGAUGAGUGAAGCACAUGUUUAUUGUCCUGUUAUAACUAGCUUUGUAUGUGUACAGUACAGCAUUGUGGCGCUGCAUCGGACGUCCGUUGGGCGAUUAUUUGACGGUUAUUUGAUCCUGUUCUGCAAUAUUGUACCUACUGAGGCCUAAAGAUUGCCUUGGCAGGCCGCUAUACUGCCACAUGUAUGAAACUUUAGAUGUUUAGAUAUAUAUCUUCACGAAUUAACAAGCCACAGUAAUGAAUCAAAGGGAAAGACUGCGUUCAGUUGGUCCGGUAUAUUACAAUACAUCUCCCCCAAAAAGUGUUUUUCACUUUGAUAAACCACUAUGUAUGAAGUUUUGUUUCUUGUUUACUUUAUGUAAUAGCUAGAAUGAAGAUAUUUCAAUUUGUGGUUGAAAAUGUGGUGUCUUAUAGUGGAACCGAAGAAAACAGCAAGAACUAUCGCCUUUUGAAAUGUAGUUAGUGCUUUCUUUAAUCAACUGACAUAGUUACAUUAAUGAUAAUAUUAAUAAUAAUUAUGAACAUUAAAAAUGCUGUAUGUAUAUUUAUCUGGUCAUGAAAGUAUUUUUUGUAUUUCCCUGAAAAUAAAGAGUUUCAACGA